UUACAGCAUUUUACUAACCGAGCAAAGGGGAACAUUCAACUUUAAAAUAGCAUCGUUUUGUGGCUGAUUAUAAAAACAUGGCAGAAAAGUGCCGCCUAUGUUUGAACGUCAUAGAAACUCUGGCUUCUACUGCAACCAUCGACGAUAUCUGCUUCCAUGAGAAAUUGAAUACAUUGUUUACUUUCCAGAUAACUACAGUUGAAACGUUUCCUUCGGCCGUCUGCCUGGAGUGUGAAGAGAAAGUGGAACAAUUUCACAGCUACCACGAGCAAGUGAAACACAAUCAAGAUCGUCUGUGGGCCAUCCAGAAAGAGGAAUGUUUCGAGCAAGUUAAGGUUGAACCAAACAUUGAAGUAGAUUUCAGUUCGUUUGAACUUCCCUUCGAAGAAAAGGGAUCAACAGAAACAACGGAUGAUAAGCUCAACGAGGUGCCGGUUAAGUUAGAAGAGCCGUGUGAUAAUGAUACGGAUACAACCGAUUUUGAAGUUAUACCUGAUGAGUCUGCCGAAGAGACAGAAACAAAGAGCGAUAAACCUCAGCAAAACCAACGAAUGAGAAGAAAGAAGCUUCACCAACAUGUACGAUCAGGAAAAAUUGAACGAAAACGAAGCAUUGGCAAGGCAAUCGACGAGAAAAAACCGGUGAGAAAAAAGUUUUGCGCCACGGAUGAAACCAACCGAAGGCUACGGGAGUUUUACGAUAUGAAAUGUGAAAUAUGUGGACAGCAGCAAGAUUCCUUUACGACGCUCAAAAUUCACUACCACCAACAGCACAACACCCGGGGCUACAUCAAAUGCUGUGGUCGUAUGUUCAACAGCCGGUACCGGCUCUUAGAGCACCUUUCAUAUCACGUUGGUGCCAGUAUGGUUCGUUGUGAGAUUUGCGAUAAGACCUUUAGCAGCCGAACUUACCUUCAGGUGCAUAACAGUCGUGUGCAUGGGCGCGCUGAAGAUCGACCUUUCAAGUGCACGCAGUGCCAUCAAUCGUACGCAAUGGAGUGCCACCUGAAAGCGCACAUGGUUUCACACGUUCGGGUAAGCUGCUCCAUAUGUGGCAAGGAGCUGUCCAGCAGCUUUUCGCUACGAACGCACAUGAUCAACAUGCAUGGAAACCGAGAAAAUCUCAUUUGCGACAGUUGUGGAAAAGAAUUUCGAACUCGCCAGGCAUUCGAUCGACACGUUAAACUGCAUAUGGGUGUUGACGUAACGGAGCAGUUGCAGUGCUCGUUGUGUUCCAAGUGGCUUACCAGUAAGCGGGCAUUGAAGGUGCACAUCAAGCAUGUGCACACCGAAGCAGGGCAGACGUUCAAAUGCGACCUCUGCACCCAAGAAUGUCCCAACAGCCGUGCUCUAUCCAAUCAUAAGUUACGCGUUCAUGUGGAAGAACGGUUUGAGUGUGAAGUUUGCGGAAAACGAUUCAAACGGCAACUGUAUCUAAAGGAACACAUUGCGCUGCAUACAGGCAAACCCCUCUAUUCGUGUGAUAUCUGCGGCGCUACGUUCAACUCGAAUGCAAACAAAUAUUCGCAUCGAAAGAACAAGCAUCCCGUUGAGUGGGAAGCUAGAAGAAAGCAACAACAAAUGCAGACAGAGAGUAUUUGAGUGUAGAAUGGACACUUGCCAUGUCAUAUGAGGGGUAAGGUAAAACAACGCUCACUUAAAUCCUUUUUCAUUCAUUUUACCCAACGAUGUAGCAUUCACAAAUACUAGGCUAGUUUGGUAAUUAAAUAUGUAUCUGUCAGUUAGCGUAUAAUUAGCACUUUUGUUUUUAAAAUAGAUCGUUUCAUGAAUAAAAGUAACAAAAAUAAAUGUAACGAAAGUUUUAUAUUCAA
Molecule: messenger RNA, 1831 nt
Organism: Anopheles coustani
Lineage: Eukaryota; Metazoa; Arthropoda; Insecta; Diptera; Culicidae
Product: zinc finger protein OZF-like
Exons: 2
Coding region: 78-1601 (507 amino acids)
Cellular component (GO): nucleus
Molecular function (GO): zinc ion binding; DNA-binding transcription factor activity
Source: RefSeq, a predicted model, not a curated record